GUAGGAGUUGAAGACAACAGAAGACACGGAGCGAACGCUCGUCGUCUCAAGAAGAAAUUCAGACGAAAAAAUAUUGUGUAGCAAAAAAACAUGGAGUUCGAGGAAGAAAGAAGGAAAAAGCAAGCGCCGUGAAGGAAAAGUCUUCGUCUCUCUUGAGCCUGGAUCGAUUUUGACUCGGUAAAUCUGGAAGUUGCUGAAGAUUCGAUUCGGAGUUGUUCGAAUCUGAAGAAUUUUUUCUGGCUCUGUUUGAUUCGAUUUCGUGGUUGAUUUGUUCGGAAUCGUGUCAAAGACUUCUGGAUUUUGAGCAAGAGUGCUGAUAGCUGCGUUGCUGAAAGAUCGAGAAGCUCGAGAGAUAUGGAUGAGGCAGGCGCUCAGGUGGCUGCUCCGAUCUUCAUCCACCAGUCGCUUUCUCCGGCGGUGAGAAAACGCGAUCUCUAUUACCAGAUGCCGAGUCUCCACCCACAAACGCAGACGCAGACUCUGCAGCGGAGAGAUGACUGGAACCCUAAGAUGUGGGACUGGGACUGCCGGAGAUUCGAAGCCAGGCCCGUGGAUGCAGAGAUUCUCCGACAUGGGAAAGACUCGGAGUUCAACGUCAGUGGCAAGAACGACAGUAACAGUGGUUUGACUUUGAGGAAUAGCAGCGGUGGAAGUGAAGGAGCUGAGAGAAACCUUGAUUUGAACCUCGGAAAUGGUCUGAACGACAUGGAAGAGACGCAGGCGAGCAGACAGAGCAAAAGGGUUCGGUCGUCGUCACCUGGAGGAGCAAACUACCCGAUGUGUCAGGUGGAUUGUUGUAAGGAAGAUCUGUCCAGUGCCAAGGAUUACCAUAGAAGGCAUAAAGUUUGUGAGCUUCAUAGCAAAGCGUCUAAAGUUCUUGUCGGGAAGCAGAUGCAGAGGUUUUGCCAACAGUGCAGCAGGUUUCAUCUGCUGUCUGAAUUCGACGAAGGCAAGAGGAGUUGUAGGCGUAGAUUGGCAGGCCAUAACCGACGACGAAGAAAAACCCAGCCGGAGGAAAUCACCUCACGGUUUGUAGUUCCUGGAAACUGUGAUUCGACCUCUAACCCUAAUACGGAUCUUGUUGCCUUCUUGACGGCCUUAGCUCGUGCACAAGGUAGGAAUGAGGGUAAACCUAUUGCUUCUCCUCCAGGUGUUCCGGACAGGGAACAGCUUCUUCAGAUGCUUAACAAGAUAAAUUCAUUACCUUUCUCUGCGGGUCUUACCUCAAAGUUGAACAACAUCGGUCUUUUAGUCGGGAAAACCCCCGAGAACCCUUCGGGUAAUUCCCAAAAUGGUAUGAACGAGACUUCUCAUUCUCAGUCAACCUUGGACUUGUUAGCAGUUCUCUCUUCCACAGUGGCUUCAUCCUCACCCGCUGCACUAGCUUUGUUAUCUCAAAGUCAAAGGCGAAUCGAGAUCAACAACAGCGACAAGACCAAGUCAACUUCAUCUGGCCAUGGGACUACUGCCAAUUUGGAAAGGAAAACUCGGGAUUUGCCUUCGGUUGGCGGGGAGAGGAGUAGUAGCAGUCACCAGUCUCCUUCACAGGAUUCAGAUUCUCAUAUCCAAGACACUAGAUCUAGUUUAUCUCUACAACUGUUUACCUCAUCACCCGAGGAUGAGAGCCGACCCAAUGUAGCCACUUCGAGGAAGUACUACUCGUCAGCGAGCAGUAACCCCGUCGAGGAUAGAUCUCCGUCCACAUCUCCCAUAAUGCAGGAGCUGUUCCCGAUGCAGAAAUCUCCCGGAACGGUGAGGUCCAAGAACGACAAAAACACGGGUUUUAAGACCGGUUGCCUGCCCCUUGAGCUCUUUGGUGCAGCGGAUCGAAGGGCCGAGAGUAAUAUUUUCAAGGGUUUCGGGCAUCAGUCGGGUUAUGCUUCGUCUGGCUCUGAUAAUUCUCCCCCGAGCUUAAAUUCCGAUGCUCAGGACCGAACUGGGCGGAUAGUUUUCAAACUACUCGGAAAAGAUCCUAGUAAUCUACCCGAGACGUUAAGGAUUCAGAUCUAUAACUGGCUUUCUAACAUUCCAUCAGAAAUGGAGAGUUAUAUCAGACCUGGUUGUGUUAUCCUGUCUGUUUACGUAUCGAUGUCGGCUGCUGCGUGGGAGCAACUCGAAGAGAAUUUGUUGCAACGAGUGAGUUUUCUGGUUCGAGAUUCUCGUUCGGAGUUUUGGAGGAAGACGCGAUUUCUGGUUUACACUGGCAGAAAAGUAGCGUCAUACAAAGAUGGUAAGGUUUGGCUGAGAAAAUCUCGGAGAACGUGGAGUUCCCCGGAGUUAAUCUCAGUUUCACCAGUUGCUGUUGUGGCCGGGAAAGAAACAACCUUGUUAGUAAAGGGUAGAAAUUUGACGAACGACGGAAUCAGGAUACAUUGUGGUCAUAUGGGUAGCUAUGCCUCGGUACAGGUAACUUCAUCGGCGUGUAAGAAACCCGGGUUUGACCAGUUAAAUGUAGAUGCUUUCAGAAUCCCGGGGGAAAGCGAUAGUUUUUGGGGACGCUGUUUCAUCGAGGUGGAGAACGGAUUCAAGGGCGACAGUUUCCCAUUGAUCAUUGCGGACGCUACCAUUUGCAAAGAGUUGAACCACCUUGAAGACGAGUUUCACCCCGAAAGGCGGGUCCAUGGAGAUAUCACGGGAUCGAGAGAGGAAGUUCUGUGCUUCUUGAAUGAGCUCGGAUGGCUUUUUCAGCGGAAUAUGACCUCUGACAUUAAUGGCGAUCCCGACUUUGCUCUCACCCGCUUCAGAUUUCUUCUCGUCUUCUCAGUCGAAAGAGACUACUGUGCUCUCGUCCGAACGCUCCUGGACAUGGUUGUAGAGAGAAAUUCGGGUAAGGACGGUCUAAACAAGGAGUCUCUCGAUAUGUUGGCCGAGAUUCAGUUACUAAACCGCGCUGUCAAGAGGAGGAGCAAAAAGAUGGCUGAAAUGUUGAUUCAUUACUCCCCGAAUCCCGCUCCCGAUGCCUCGAAAAAGUUCAUCUUCUUCCCCGAUAUGGCUCGAGCUGGCGCUUCUACACCGUUGCAUCUAGCCGCUUGUACGCCGGGUUUGGAUGAUAUCGUUGAUGUGCUGACAAACGACCCGCAAGAGAUCGGGUUGUGUGGCUGGAACUCCCUACGAGAUGCAAGAGGGCACACUCCAUACAGCUACGCGGCAACGAGGAACAACCACGGAUACAACGCCUUGGUGGCCCGAAAAAUCGCGGAUAAAAGAAACGGCCGAGUAUCUAUAAACGUCGAGAGCGAUUGGAUCGAUCAGACAGUAGGUAUGAACAAGAGAUCAUGCACGACUUGCGCAACGGUGGCUUUGAAGUACGAGAGAAAGGUUUUGGGUUCUCGCCGAAUGUUCCCGACACCGAUCAUCCACUCGAUGCUCGCCAUUGCCACGGUCUGCGUCUGCGUUUGCGUUUUCAUGCACGCCUUCCCGAUUGUUCGGGAAGGCUCUCAUUUCAGCUGGGGAGGUUUGGAUUUCGGCUCCAUGUAACGACAGAACAAGCGAGAGAUCGAAUCCGAGGCAGUGUAAAAGGUUUAUUCUUCCGUUUUCGGUGAAAACUAGGAGUGGUGAUUCACUCACUCCUGUCGGGAGCCUUUUGGAAAAACAAAGCCGGGGGACCGAGUGAAAUUCCGAAGCCGCCCUUCUGAGAUUUUCAAAAGAGGAAUGACUCAUGGGGGUAUAGUUGGAAUUACGCUGCGAUAGUUGUUAUAGUAUAUAUGUUUGUCUAUUUAUGUUUUCAUUUCUCUUUUUUAUUGCCUUUUUUUUCCCCAUAAAUAUAAAAUUAAACACGGCGACAAAAGCCAAAGCUGAAGCCUGUAAGAAGCAUUGAUACAGUUUUUUUUUUUUUUUAAUUUUUAGUUUUAUUUUCGUGUUUAGAGUGUCUUGUCUUUUGUAAAGUGUACCGAGUAGUUCGAGAGAUGUUGUAGCUUGUAGCAA
This is a messenger RNA of Tarenaya hassleriana, 3924 nucleotides long. Its product is annotated as squamosa promoter-binding-like protein 14. Gene Ontology annotation, cellular component: nucleus. The coding region runs from base 355 to 3477 and encodes 1040 amino acids. The transcript is spliced from 11 exons. The record is from RefSeq and is a predicted model, not a curated record. Lineage: Eukaryota; Viridiplantae; Streptophyta; Magnoliopsida; Brassicales; Cleomaceae. Gene Ontology annotation, molecular function: DNA binding.